UCCACCCGAGGCUCCAACAUGUUGACGGACACGAUGUUGGAGGAAGAGUUUGAGAUGAACGGAGAGUCCUGGCACCACCCGCAGGACCUGGAGCACGAUCUCCAUUUGGCAGCCGAGCUGGGGAAAACCCUCCUCGACCAGAACCAUGAGCUGGAGCAGGCCCUCCAGCAGAUGUACUCCACCAACCAGGAGCAGCUGCAGGAGAUAGAGUACCUCACCAAGCAGGUGGACCUGCUGCGUCAGAUGAACGACCAGCAUGCCAAAGUAUAUGAGCAGCUAGACGUGGCCGCCAGGGAUCUGGAGCAAGGCAACCGGAGACUAGUGCAGGACAACCGCCUGGCCCAGCAGAAGAUCCACAGUCUUACAGAGACCAUUGACGGGCUUCAGACCCUCAUGGAGGACUUGCAGACCCAGGUGGAUGAGCUCAAGGCCGCCCAGGUGGAGAGGAACAAAAGAGAGGUGUCCGAGCAGCGACGCAACCUUGGAGCUCAGAGUGUUUCCUGUCUCAAAGAGCUGUAUGACUUACAACAUGAAAGGCACCUAACCCCUGAUAGUCUGCGCGUGGGCGGACUCUGGUUACAGCAGGGCUCUUUCUGUGACCGAGACAGACGCCAAAACCCGGAGGAGGAGAAUGUGUCCCUGCAGCGCUCCAUACAGACCCUUCAGGCCCAGAUAGCUGCGGAGCGGAGCCGCAGGGAGGCUGCAGAACGGGAGAGUGAGUUGACAGCCAGUGAGAACGUAGGUCUGGAGCAGCGGCUGUCUCUGCUGUCGGGUUGCUGGACCCGGCAGAAGGAGCUGGAGGCCGAAGUGGAACAGCUGCGACUUCUGUGGCGUGCUGACUGUGCCAAAAGUGUCAGAAGGCCAGACCAGCUCCUGUUGCCUGAUACAGUAUUCUUUGCCUCAGAAGAAAAGCCCAGCCCAGUGCAGAGUGACGCUGAGGAGAAGAUAGAAAAGGACGAGGAGCAGAGACGAUACAGGCGACAGAGGUGUAACAGUGACAGCGUUUUGAGAGCAGAAAGUUCAGACGAGAUUCGCCGUGGUCACGAGCAGCUGUGUAUACGGCGAGCAGAGGCGGUAAAACAGAGGGGCAUCUCUCUGCUCAAUGAGGUGGAUGCACAGUACAGCGCCCUGCAGGUGAAAUAUGAUGAGCUGCUGAGACGAUGCCACCAGGCGACAGACGAGCUCAGCCAUAAAGCCGUCCAGACAUCCGUUAGUCCCUUCGGAAGCAUCCGGAUGCGGCGCCGCCUGUCCAGCUCGGCCGCUUUGUCUGGUCUGACAGUGGUCACGGAGGAUAGCCAGCAACCUGAGUACAAGGCUCUCUUCAAGGAGAUCUUCAGCUGCAUCCACAAGACCAAAGAGGACCUCAGCGAGAAUAGACAUGCAGACAGGGACAUUAUUUCUCAUGAUUCUGCCUAGUGAUUGCAUUAACCUUCAUCCAGGGACAUGGGGACGGAAGUGGUUUGUCUCUCUUUGAAACUUUGAGGUGGCUUUGCAAUAUUAAUAUCUACAAGCUGCGGAUGCAAUAAGCACAGUGCGUCUUAGACACGCUACAAUCCUCUUAUCUCCUGUCUUGUCGGCGCACCUAUAUUUAUGUUAGUCAGCACUGUUCCUUUUAUUCUGUCCUUAUAGAAAUUAAGUGUUAUAAAAAUUGUUGUUGAUGCAAUAAUGCAUUCCAAAGUACCACAACAAAAGUUUAGAUAGUAAAGUUGUGUUAUAUAUGGAGACAUUUAUAGUUAGAUUAACUUGUACUAACUGAUCCUUGGCUAAUUCUAUAGCUUUAUCUCCAAAUCUACAAGUAUUAUAUCCACCAAGCAGUUUUAAUAUAAUGUUAACCCUGUGACCACUUAAUCAUUUGGUUUGUGGGAGAGAAACACACACACAAUAUUGUUUGCGUUGAUUAAAGAUGGAGACGUAGCUGUUA
Paralichthys olivaceus (Japanese flounder) is the source of this 1921-nucleotide messenger RNA. RefSeq names its product cerebellar degeneration-related protein 2a (gene cdr2a). NCBI's taxonomy places the organism in Eukaryota, Metazoa, Chordata, Actinopteri, Pleuronectiformes, Paralichthyidae. The record is from RefSeq and is a predicted model, not a curated record.